CUCGCCCUGUUCCCCGGGUCUGCUGCUCGCUCUGAGGAUCAGUGCGGCCCAGCCCGCCAUUGGUGGGUGGCCGGCCGUGACCCCUGACCCCUGACCGAUGGCGGGGUCGGGCGGUGUGCAUGGUAACGGCAUGGAGUCGGAGUCGGGCCCGGGGCUCCGGAUCAACCGGCGGUUCGCCGGUCGCUACGAGCGGUACCGGCAGAAGGAGGAGCUGCAGCGGCGUGAGUGACGGCGGGGCCGGGGCCGGGGGGAGCCCGCGGGUGAAGGAUCGCUAUGGUGACAGGGCAGGGGAAGAAGACAGCUCCAGCUCUGAAUCUGAUGACAGUGAAUUGGAAACUGACCCCACUUUGGACAUUGACUUCUACAAGACUCUAUCGUUGUUGAAGAAGAAGGAUCCCAAAAUCUACCAAGAGGAUGUACGGUUUUACACACCAGAUGAUGAUGGCAAAGAAAACGGUAAGGGCAAAACUGCAAACAGGAAGAAAAAGGAAAAUCCAAUGUACCUGAAGGAUUAUGAAAGGAAGGUCAUUCUUGAGAAGGGGGGGAAAUAUGAGGAUGACGACAGUGAUGGGGAAGAAACGAGAGCUAAAAUAGAGAGAGCAGCAUCUCCCAGUUAUAUAGAAGAACAGAAACAACUGAAAGAAAACUUCCGUAAGUUUGUUGAAGACAGCGAUGAGGACAGCGAGGGUGAGAAUAGUGGCUCUGGCUUUCUGAAACUGCGGGUGAAGUCUGAAGAGGAGAAGGAGAAAGAAGAGGAGUCUUACAUCAAUUGGCUGAGAGGGCAAAAAGAUUUGGAAGAGAAGGGGCAGCUAAAAGACAUAAAAUACUUGAGGGAUUACUGGAAUGAUCCUCAGUUGGAUGAAGGGGAGAAGUUUCUGCGGGACUAUAUUCUGAAUAAAGGGUAUCUUGAUGAGGAAGAGGAGGAAGACCGGAUCCCUACCUAUGAUGAAAUAGUUCAGGAUGAAGUGGAUGACUCCUCAGAUGAAGGGGAGGAAUUUCUAAGGAAACAGGAAGAUUUUGAACGAAAAUACAACUUCAGAUUCGAGGAACCCGAUGCAGAAUUUAUAAAAUCAUACCCAAGAACCAUUGCAACCUCAGUCAGAGCAAAAGACGUUAGAAGAAAACGCAAAAGAGAAGAAGUUAAGGAACGAAAGAAAAAAGAGAAGGAAAAGAAGAAAGAGGAGAUAAAGCAGCUGAAGAACCUGAAGAGGAUGGAAAUAAUCAACAAACUGAAUUGGCUGAAGGAGAUAACUGGGAAUGAAACCAUUGGCUUCAGUGAGGAGCACCUGGAGGAGGACUUUGACCCAGCCAAACAUGACCAGCUCAUGCAGGAAUUCUUCAACGACGACUAUUAUGGAGUUGGAGAUGAGCAGAAACCACAGUUUGAGAAUGAGGAGGAGUUUGGUGAUGAGUGGAACUGGGACACGUGGACGGGAAAUGAGGCUGACUGGACGGAGAGAGAGGGAGAAGAGCAGUGGCAGCAAGAGAGUUAUGAGCCUCACUGUGAUGAUCCGGACUUUAUUAUGGAUGCGGAUUAUGAUCCCAGUCAGCAGGUGGUCUCCUCCAAGAAGAAGAAGAAACAAGAUGUUCUACUCAUGGGCAAGAAAAGGCGAAAAUCUAAAUUUGCAGAGGCAGUUUGCAAGUUGAAGCCAACUUUUGAUCCAAAGGACAAGACCUUUGAGCAGUACUUGGAUGAGUACUACCAGCUGGAUUAUGAAGAUAUCAUCGAUGACUUGCCCUGCAGGUUCAAGUACAGGCGGGUGUUGCCUAAUGACUUUGGGCUCAGUACAGAUGAGAUUUUGGCAGCAGAUGAUAAAGAACUCAAUGCUUGGUGUUCGUUAAAGAAAACCUGUCAGUUCAGAACUGAGAAAGAAGAGCUUCGCGACCUGAAGGUUUAUCAGAAGAAAGCGCAGAAUUUGUGGAAAAAGCAGCAGAUCUUGAAGUCUCUCACACUACAGGAAGAUGAAUCCCAGAAUAACGAGGCAGCUGUCAAAUCCAAAGUUGGAAAGAAGCGACGGGAUAAACUGAAAAAGGCGAGGCUGCUGGAGGGGGCAGAAACAGAGGAGGAGACCACCAGCCCAAGCCCAAAGAAAGUGAGGUCAGAGGCCGACACCGGCAGACUGGAUGUGGAAGUGGAUGACGAUGUCCUGCUUCCCAGACACAGCAGCAGCGUGAAUGCAGCAGCAACAGAGGAAGCGGGAACCAGCAAAGCAUUGGGAACAUCAUCUGCUCCUGCAGCUAUCCCCGACAGACAGGCAGGACGGCCCACUGGGAAGAGGAAACUUAAAAGGAAAAAUAGGUGGCUGACUUCACGGGUGAAGCUGGGUGGACGGGUGUUCAGCGGCUGCAGACUGCAGGCGUACGGACUGGACCCACGCAAACUGAGGUUUAAGCAGAUUAACAGAGAAAGGAAGAAACGGGAAAAGAAGGAAUCCAAAGACUAGUGAUUUACUUUUGCUGAGCAAGGUUAUUUUGUAGAUUACUGUGAAACAUGCACAGGUUUCUUAUAUCCCACAUGGUUCAUUAAAGUACAUCUCGGUCCUUGUGUAACCUGGAA
Messenger RNA from Pristis pectinata (smalltooth sawfish), 2557 nucleotides. It is a transcript of the gene kri1, whose product is annotated as KRI1 homolog. Lineage: Eukaryota; Metazoa; Chordata; Chondrichthyes; Rhinopristiformes; Pristidae. Gene Ontology annotation, cellular component: nucleolus; 90S preribosome. The record is from RefSeq and is a predicted model, not a curated record. Gene Ontology annotation, biological process: endonucleolytic cleavage in ITS1 to separate SSU-rRNA from 5.8S rRNA and LSU-rRNA from tricistronic rRNA transcript (SSU-rRNA, 5.8S rRNA, LSU-rRNA). The transcript has 19 exons. The coding region runs from base 120 to 2444 and encodes 774 amino acids.